Solanum pennellii is the source of this 618-nucleotide messenger RNA. RefSeq lists its product as uncharacterized. Bases 1 to 618 code for a protein of 205 amino acids. The transcript has a single exon. NCBI's taxonomy places the organism in Eukaryota, Viridiplantae, Streptophyta, Magnoliopsida, Solanales, Solanaceae. The record is from RefSeq and is a predicted model, not a curated record.
AUGGCACCAUUUGAGGCUUUGUGUUGUAGGAGAUGUCGAUCUCCAAUUGGUUCGUUUGAUGCAUUUGAGGUUAGACCGGGGUGUACAGAUUUGCUAAGGGAGUCCUUGGACAAGGUCAAAUUGAUUCAAGAUAGACUUCUCAUGGCUCGGAGUAGUCAAAAGAGUUAUGCAGAUAGAAAGGUUCGUGAUUUGGAGUUUAUGGUUAGAGAGAGGGUUCUACUUAUGGUUUCACCCAUGAAGGGUGUGAUGAUAUUUGGAAAGAAGGGCAAGUUGAGUCCAAAGUAUAUUGAACCUUUCGAGAUUGUGGAGCGUAUUGGUGAGGUGGCAUAUCAGUUGGCUUUGCCACCUGGGUUGUCAAGUGUCCAUCCUGUAUUUCAUAUUUCAAUGCUGAAGAAGUAUCAUCAGGGUGGUGCUCAAGUGAUUCAAUGGGAUUCAGUGUUACUGGCUCAGAAUUUGACUUUUGAGGAAGAGCCGAUAACCAUUUUGGAAAGGAGAAUUUGGAAGCUAAGGUCCAAGGAGAUUCCUUCAGUAAAGGUUCAAUGGAAGCAUCAUCAAAUGGAGGAGGCUACAUGGGAGAAAGAGUCAGACAUGAGGAGUAAAUAUCCUCAUAUUUUUUAG